Onychostruthus taczanowskii (white-rumped snowfinch) is the source of this 1407-nucleotide messenger RNA. Its product is annotated as collagen alpha-1(I) chain-like. The transcript has 3 exons. Bases 1 to 1407 code for a protein of 468 amino acids. Lineage: Eukaryota; Metazoa; Chordata; Aves; Passeriformes; Passeridae. The record is from RefSeq and is a predicted model, not a curated record.
AUGAUCACAAACUACACUACAUUCUAUGAACCACUAAGUGAAGAAGAAGAAACAUCAGAGUCAUCUAUGAAUCGCAAUAAAUCACAUGCAAAUCGGCAUGAAUCCUACCAAACUUAUUCAAGCGGUUUCCUCCCGGAACAAAACUUCGGAGGUCACUCAAUCCUCUCCUACGACAAAGGGAAGUUCUUCCUCUUCCAUCACCCCUUCCCCCGGCUGUGCGAGAGGAAACUAUCGGGGAAGGCGCGCACGGCUUUUCCUUCGCGGUGUUCGCUGGUGACGCUGAGCACGGCGUGGGGGAUGCGAGGGACAACCGGCCGGGGCGCCCGGGGGUCCCAGCCCGGCCUCCGCAGCAACUCUGCGAACAAAAAGCCAAGGGGAAGCUUGGUUGGGAGAAGCAAAACCCUGACGCGCUUGGGGGUGGGUAGGUGGGGGGUACGGCUGGGGGGGUUUCAGACCCUCGCACGGCAACACAGGCGGACCCAUCCCCCCCGCCUCCUCGGUCCCCAGCCGGGGGAGGCGACCGAACCUCACCGCCUUCCACCGAUCCCGCAUCGGGAACGGGCCCUGCGCGCGAUUCUCCCGCCCGGGGCAGUUGCCCGGACCCCAGCCCCGAUCCCAAUACCUGCGGGGACAGCGGGGCGGGGAGGCUUCCCAAAUACGUACCCUGUCUGCCGGGGCUGGCUUGAGGACGCAGGAUUUUGUGCGAGCGAUCGUCUCCUUCUCCGGGAGCUCAGCCUCCCCUCCCCCCCGCCUCCCCUCCCCCGCCACCCCCACCUCCUUUGGGGGGCCAGGAAUCCCCCACUGUCGGCUCUGCCUCCUCCCCGCCCGGCCGGAGCGCUGAUGCGCCGGGGCCGCGGCGCGGCAUGGCCCCGAUGCUCGGUGCCCACGGCCAGGCUGCGCUGCGACGGAGCGCGGGCUGUCCCCUCCCGCCGCGGGCGCGGGUCAGCGGGGGCGGCGCGGGGCCGCCUCCGGCGGGAGGGGAGGCUGCGUGCCCCGGCCCCGCCGAGGGGCUGCGCGGCCCGGGGCACAGCAUCCUUGGGGAGCGUGUUUGUGCGGUCGGGAGGCACGAACUCCGUGCCGGCCUUUCGGAGGGUGGGGGGUGCCGGUGGUCCCCCUCCUUCCCGCAGCGGUCAGAGGGAAGUUUGGCGCCGGGAAUGCCGGGAGGGUUCUCCGGGCAGCGCCCCGGCUCCGAGAGAGCCGCUGCCGGUCUCUUCGGCCGCGCAGGUGGUGGUGGGCGAGAAGGGCGCCAGGGGGACUCCGGAGGUCCGGUCCUGGAGGGAUGCAGGGGGACACGGGGGUGGCCGAGGGAAGGUCCCUUCCCUGACAGCUCCUGGUCUCAGAGGCACCGAGCACGCACAGCUUCCCUCUGCUUCGAAAUCAGGCCAUCGUAGAAUCAUAAAUAUAUAA